AAAAUAGCUUGUUUGAGAAGGGGAAACACUGCGUUCUUGCGUUGGACGAAGAGAUCGAAUCCGCCGAAAAAAAGUGGAAGGUGCUCUCUCGAUUUUCCAAGUUUCAGAAAGUUUCUUAAAUGCGCGCGGACAGAUUUAACGAGUGACACGACACGACGUGAGCGUCGUCGACGAACCGACACACCAACGAUGAAUUGCUGGCCGGCUUUGCUGUCGCUCUUCUCGCUUCUAGGCACAUUUCUGCUCGCGGGCGGCGUCGAGCUAACCUUCGAGCUGGCCGACAAUGCCAAGGAGUGCUUUUACCAGGAGAUCGAGAAGAACGUCACGUCUACGUUGGAAUUUCAGGUGGUCACGGGUGGCCAGUAUGAUGUAGACGUUACAUUAGAGGCUCCUAAUAAGGAGAUCAUUUAUAGUCAAGUAAAAACACAAUUUGAUUCACAUACUUUUGUACCAACCAUGUCCGGAAUAUACAAAGCUUGCUUCAGCAAUGAGUUUUCUACUUAUUCCCACAAAUUGGUAUAUAUGGAUUUCCAAGUUGGCGAGGAACAAUCUCUUCCAGGACUUGGGGAACAUGUCACAGUAAUGACUCAGAUGGAGUCUUCCGCCCAAGAAGUGCACAAAAAUUUAAUUAGCAUCUUGGACUAUCAGACACAUCAUCGUCUGCGUGAGGCUCAGGGUCGCAAACGUGCAGAAGAGCUCAACGAGCGAGUGCUUUGGUGGUCGAUAUUAGAGACUGCUUUCAUUCUGUUCAUUGGCAUCGGACAGGUGUUGAUUCUCAAGAAUUUCUUCACGGAUCGCAGUCCUUCUCAGAGUUACUAGUGAUUACAAAGAUUAAGAAGAAUGGAACUCUCUCAUUUGUGUUCUCGAGAUACACGAUCGUUGUAGAUCAAAUUUGUCCUAGUGUGACCAUCGUCAUUUUCAUCGUUGAUCUAAAGUGCCAUCGUAAGAAUCUCUCGUCGGUAACAACAUCAUGCCUCUGUUGAGGAAGAGCAUUCCUUGAUCAGAAUUCUGAAAAAGGGCGUAAAAUGAUCUUUUUUGCGCGUGCCACGGACGUGUGUAAUAUCACAUAGUAAUAAUUUACGUGGCCACGGACAAAACAUGGGUGCUGAUACAACUCUCGAGGCGAUUAAAAGGGGACAAGUGCAAGCAAUAAAACUCUUACACAUCCCUCUUUCGAUGGACACUCUGAAGUCGUACUUAUACUGGCGUAUAGACAGUAUAUAACAUGAAUGGGACAUGAACGUCAUGGUUUUCUUACUGUGAAUGUGUAACAUAAUAAAAUUAGAUUUGUGUGUAUUUAUGUCUACUCGUUGCUGUAUCGCCAAGCGAUACGAUUGAUUCCUGUCUCUUGUCGGGCUUCUUCCGUUAUUUAUCUUACUUUAGCAUAAAAAGAAAGAGAAAGAGAGAGAGAGAGAGAGAGAGAGAGAGAGAGAGAGAGAGAGAGAGAGAGAGAGAUAAAAACUACUAUCCAGAUAAAUGAAUUUAUGAUUUGGUUUUCAUUAUCAAUCGAAUGUGACGCAACAGUUUUUUGUUUCUAUUUGAUACGUUAUUAGUUCUUCAUGGAAUAAGCGUAAUAAGUACCAUGCAGGUGGCAAUUAUGGCCGCCGUAUUCACGUUUCGUAUGCGACAGGUGGUUUUUUGCUGAGUAUGCGUUAUUUGAUUAGCGUGUCCACUAAUACGGAAAAACAGACAGCGAGGGAUAAUCGUUCAGUAGUCCACACAGACAUCGACUAAUAACUUGAUA
This is a messenger RNA of Pseudomyrmex gracilis, 1744 nucleotides long. RefSeq names its product transmembrane emp24 domain-containing protein 7-like. Gene Ontology annotation, biological process: Golgi organization; intracellular protein transport; endoplasmic reticulum to Golgi vesicle-mediated transport. The record is from RefSeq and is a predicted model, not a curated record. NCBI's taxonomy places the organism in Eukaryota, Metazoa, Arthropoda, Insecta, Hymenoptera, Formicidae. The coding region runs from base 190 to 819 and encodes 209 amino acids. The transcript is spliced from 3 exons. Gene Ontology annotation, cellular component: endoplasmic reticulum; COPII-coated ER to Golgi transport vesicle; Golgi apparatus.